Molecule: messenger RNA, 1618 nt
Organism: Fukomys damarensis (Damara mole-rat)
Lineage: Eukaryota; Metazoa; Chordata; Mammalia; Rodentia; Bathyergidae
Gene: Esrrg
Product: estrogen related receptor gamma
Exons: 8
Coding region: 128-1495 (455 amino acids)
Biological process (GO): regulation of DNA-templated transcription
Cellular component (GO): nucleus
Molecular function (GO): nuclear steroid receptor activity; steroid binding; zinc ion binding
Source: RefSeq, a predicted model, not a curated record
UGGGAGCUCGGUCCGUGGCCGCGCCUCUGCGCUCGUAGCCCGCAGAAGCUCGCGGGGAAUCGCGCGGCGCUGUCAAGGAAACUUUGAUUUAUGGCUGGGGUGCACAAAUAAUGGUUGCCGGGCGCACAUGGAUCCGGUAGAACUUUGCCUUCCCGAGUCUUUCUCCCUGCACUACGAGGAAGAGCUUCUCUGCAGAAUGUCCAGCAAAGACCGGCACAUUGACUCCAGCUGCUUCAUCAAGACGGAACCGUCCAGCCCGGCCUCCCUGACGGACAGCGUCAACCACCACAGCCCGGGCGGCUCCUCGGACGCCAGCGGGAGCUACAGCUCCACCAUGAACGGCCACCAGAACGGCCUGGACUCCCCGCCCCUGUACCCGUCCGCGCCGCUGCUGGGCGGCGGGCCGGGGCGGAAGCUGUACGAGGAUUGCUCCAGCACCAUCGUGGAGGACCCGCAGACCAAGUGUGAGUACAUGCUCAACUCCAUGCCCAAGCGGCUGUGCCUGGUGUGCGGCGACAUCGCCAGCGGCUACCACUACGGCGUGGCGUCGUGCGAGGCCUGCAAGGCCUUCUUCAAGCGGACGAUCCAAGGUAACAUAGAAUACAGCUGCCCUGCCACGAACGAGUGUGAGAUCACGAAGCGCAGACGCAAGUCCUGCCAGGCCUGCCGCUUCAUGAAGUGCCUGAAAGUGGGCAUGCUCAAGGAAGGGGUGCGUCUGGACAGAGUACGCGGAGGUCGGCAGAAGUACAAGCGCAGAAUAGAUGCAGAGAACAGCCCGUACCUGAACCCUCAGCUGGUGCAGCCAGCCAAAAAGCCAUAUAACAAGAUCGUCUCGCACCUGUUGGUGGCCGAGCCGGAGAAGAUCUACGCCAUGCCCGACCCCACCGUGCCCGACAGUGACAUCAAGGCCCUCACGACCCUGUGUGACCUGGCGGACCGCGAGCUGGUGGUGAUCAUCGGGUGGGCGAAGCACAUUCCAGGCUUCUCCACGCUGUCCCUGGCCGACCAGAUGAGCCUCCUGCAGAGUGCGUGGAUGGAAAUCUUGAUCCUCGGUGUCGUGUACCGGUCGCUCUCGUUUGAGGACGAACUUGUCUAUGCAGAUGAUUAUAUCAUGGACGAAGACCAGUCCAAGUUAGCAGGGCUUCUUGACCUAAAUAAUGCUAUCCUGCAGCUGGUAAAGAAAUACAAGAGCAUGAAGCUGGAGAAAGAAGAAUUUGUCACCCUCAAAGCGAUAGCUCUCGCUAAUUCAGACUCCAUGCACAUAGAGGACGUGGAAGCCGUGCAGAAGCUGCAGGACGUGCUGCACGAGGCCCUGCAGGAUUACGAGGCGGGCCAGCACAUGGAGGACCCGCGCCGGGCCGGCAAGAUGCUCAUGACGCUGCCGCUGCUCCGGCAGACCUCCACCAGGGCGGUGCAGCACUUCUACAACGUCAAGCUCGAAGGCAAGGUGCCCAUGCACAAACUGUUCUUGGAGAUGCUGGAGGCCAAGGUCUGACUAAGGGCUCCCUGAGCCUCCCACUGUGCACGCUGAGAGAGGGAAAACCCGAGAGUGAUGGCGAAGAAACUUCAAAUUUAGUUAAGAACUAAACAAAUAUCGACAAAGACUGCACUGAUAUUU